This is a messenger RNA of Colletotrichum chrysophilum, 1608 nucleotides long. RefSeq lists its product as uncharacterized. The record is from RefSeq and is a predicted model, not a curated record. The coding region runs from base 1 to 1608 and encodes 535 amino acids. The transcript is spliced from 2 exons. Gene Ontology annotation, biological process: transmembrane transport. Gene Ontology annotation, cellular component: membrane. Gene Ontology annotation, molecular function: transmembrane transporter activity. Lineage: Eukaryota; Fungi; Ascomycota; Sordariomycetes; Glomerellales; Glomerellaceae.
AUGUCGGAUUCCAUCCGCUCCGUCUCAAUGGGCGAGGCGCCCCCUCGCGUCUCCGCCGACCAGGCCCUCGCCCGCCUGGGCUACAAGGCCGAGCUCCCGCGCAACCUCUCCAUGCUCUCCAUCCUCGGCCUCUCCUUCGCCAUCAUGGCCGUGCCCUUCGGCCUCUCCACGACAAUGUACAUCACCCUCACCAACGGCCAGGCCGUCACCGUCCUCUGGGGCUGGGUCCUCGUCUCCAUCAUCUCGCUCUGCAUCGCCGCCUCCCUCGCCGAGAUCUGCGCCGUCUACCCGACCGCCGGCGGCGUCUACUACUGGUCCGCCAUGCUCGCCCCCGCCGGCUGGGCGCCCAUGGUCAGCUUUGUGGAUGGCUGGCUGACGCUCGUGGGGAACUGGACCGUCACGCUUAGCAUCAACUUCAGCGGCGCGCAGUUGAUUCUGAGUGCGAUUAGCAUUUUUAAUGAGGACUUUGUCGCGAACGAGUGGCAGACUGUGCUGUGCUUCUGGGCUGUGAUGCUCGUGUGUGCGAGCGUGAACGCGUUCGGGUCGCGGUAUCUGGAUUUGAUCAACAAGGUCUGCAUCUACUGGACCGGCGCCUCUGUGCUCAUCAUCCUGGUCACGAUCCUGGUCAUGGCGCCCAGCAAGCGCUCUGCCGAGUUUGUGUUUUCGCAUUACGAUGCUUCGGCUAGUGGAUGGCCCUCCGGGUGGUCCUUCUUCGUCGGUCUGCUUCAAGCCGCCUACACCCUCACCGGCUACGGCAUGGUCGCCUCCAUGUGCGAAGAGGUCCAGAACCCCGAGCGCGAAGUCCCCCGCGCCAUCGUCCUCUCCGUCGCCGCCGCCGGCGUCACCGGCGUCAUCUACCUCAUCCCCAUCCUCUUCGUCCUCCCCGACGUCACCAUGCUCCUCGAGGUCGCCAACUCCCAACCCAUCGGCCUGCUCUUCAAGACCGUCACCGGCUCCGCCGCCGGCGGCUUCGGCCUGCUGUUUUUGAUCCUGGGCAUCCUCAUGUUCGCCGGCAUCGGCGCCCUCACGGCCGCGUCACGCUGCACCUACGCCUUUGCCCGCGACGGCGCCAUCCCGGGCUACAAGCUCUGGAGCAAGGUCAACCACAAGCUCGACAUGCCGCUGUGGGCGCUGUUCCUCUCCACGGCGGUCGACUGCGUGCUGGGGUGCAUUUACUUUGGCUCCUCGGCGGCGUUCAACUCGUUCACGGGCGUGGCGACGAUCUGCCUGUCGACGAGUUACGGUGUGCCUGUGCUGGUGAACCUGAUCCAGCGCAGGAAGGCGGUGGCGAACUCGCCGUACCCGCUGGGCAAGUUCGGCACGCUGAUCAACUGCAUCUGCAUCGUGUGGAUCGUGUUCGCGGUGGUGAUCUUCUGCAUGCCGGUUAGCUUGCCCGUGGACGCGUCGACGAUGAACUACGCUAGUGUGGUGUUUGCUGGGUUCGCAUUCAUUGCGGUUGUGUGGUACUUUGCGUACGCGAGGAAGAACUUCCACGGCCCCCCGGUUGCGAAGGAGGAGUUCCAGCCGGGCGAGGAUGGGGUUAUGGAGGGGAAGGUGCCGGCUGGGGCUGUUGAUUCUGAGACUACGGGCAGCGCGGAGAAGAAGUAA